Messenger RNA from Molossus molossus (Pallas's mastiff bat), 1452 nucleotides. RefSeq names its product leucine rich repeat containing 61 (gene LRRC61). Gene Ontology annotation, molecular function: protein binding. Bases 183 to 962 code for a protein of 259 amino acids. NCBI's taxonomy places the organism in Eukaryota, Metazoa, Chordata, Mammalia, Chiroptera, Molossidae. The record is from RefSeq and is a predicted model, not a curated record. Gene Ontology annotation, biological process: outer dynein arm assembly. Gene Ontology annotation, cellular component: cytoplasm. The transcript has 2 exons.
GCCACUGGCCGGCACAUCGCACCCGGGUUUCUGUUCCUUCAACCAUCAAGUAAGAACUGAGGGACUGCUGGCCCAGAGUUAAUGGUACCUUUUUGGGGGUGAACAGCCACACUGACCCCUAGUGGUGCCCGUGUCCCUGUACAGACUGUCAAGGCCCAGGCCACCUGGACCGACUUCAUCUUAUGGAGCCUCACGGGGAGAAGCCAGGAGAGGCGGAAGGGGUGCGUGUCACACCCCAGCUGCUCAAGUCGCGCUCUGGCGAGUUUGCCCUGGAGUCCAUCUUGCUGCUGCGGCUGCGAGGCUUGGGGCUGGGGGACCUGGGCUGCUUGGGCGAGUGCCUGGGCCUCGAGUGGCUGGACCUGUCGGGCAACGCGCUCACCCAGCUAGGCCCCCUGGCCUCCUUGCGCCAGCUGGCUGUCCUCAAUGUCGCCAACAAUCGGCUGACGGGGCUGGAGCCACUGGCCGCCUGUGAGAACCUACAGAGUCUCAAUGCCGCAGGCAACCUGCUGGCCACGUCUAGCCAGCUGCAGUGUCUGGCCGGGCUCCGGGGCCUGGAGUACCUGCGGCUCCGGGACCCUCUGGCCAGGCUCAGCAACCCACUCUGUGCCAGCCCCUCCUACUGGGCAGCGGUCCGAGAGCUGCUGCCUGGCCUGAAGGUCAUCGAUGGUGAGCGUGUGACUGGGCGAGGCAGUGAAUUCUACCAGCUGUGCCGGGACCUGGAUUGCUUCUUGCAGCCCAGCUCCAGCCCAGGCCCUAGCACCACCGAGGCCCAGCCCUGGGUGGAGCCAGGGUACUGGGAGGCCUGGCCACCCCGGAGCAGCUCCAUCCUGGAGGAGGCCUGCCGGCAGUUCCAGGACACCCUGCAGGAGUGCCGAGACCUGGACCGCCAGGCCGGCGACACCCUGGCCCAGGCCGAGCAGGCACUCAGCCCUGCGGGCGCCACCUCAUCGUUUGUCUUCUGAAUGUGCCCCGUGGCAUGGGACGGACAGCCUGGCACAUGGCAUGGUGUCAGCACAGUGUCGCCUCGCUGCUCACAUCUCCCCUCCUGCCUCUGCACUUGUCUUCAUGGUUUCAUCAUGGUGGUCACUGUCCCUGCACUGGGCUCUUCGUUUAUCCCUGUUUCUAAGGGCAGAUCCCUCCCUCCCACUCCUACCUCCAGAAAAUUCCACUCUGCGUUCUUCAGGGGAACACCUCCCGGUGCCCGAGCAGGUGUUGCCCUUCGUUAGCAGCCGACACGUGUGAGGCUGUCCUGCACCUCUGCCCUGUGCCUCAUCUGCACUCCUGGCCGCUCCGGCCUCGGAAGGAAGAAAGCUGCUCUCCCUGUGGUUAAAGGUGGCAAAGGAAGGGCUGGAGCGCCGCCUUCCCGGUGGGCGUGGGCGUCACAGGCACAGCACGGAUGCCUUGCCCGAGCCCUGGGUCUCCUGGAGCCUUCACUGCCCGUCCUCGCCCAUG